AUGGCAUCACUUUCACUUGUUCUUAGAUACGUCGUCUUUUUGAGUUUCUUCAUACUCCAAAAGCCCAAAGAAACAUUUUCUUCACGACUACAGAGAUCCCACGCUAAAGUAGCUCAGAUUGGAGCCGACGAUUAUCCAUCUUCUGGUCGUAAUACACCGGUCCACGACCUUGGAUUCCCUGACUUCCCUUCUUUCCAAGAAGCAGUGGCGCCACCACCGCCUCCGCCUGAUCUUCCUCUCCUAGCGCCGCCUCUGCCUGAUGUGCCUCUCCUUCCACCGCCGGCAUUUCCUGAUUUUGAGAAACCUAGGUUACCGGUUCCGGUUUGGCCUUCACUCCCCGAGUACCCGCCCUUUCCAUUUGUAGAUCAGUCUGCUCCUUACCAAGGCUUCGCUCCGAGAUUUGAUGAGUCCGCUAAUUGGAUGCCUUCUACCCCAAGCAUCCCUCAAGUGUUUCCGUGUUUGCGAUUCAAAUCCAAUCUUCUCCGAGUCGAAUUCUGGGUUUCGUCGGGAACCGCCGUAAAAGGCAAGGACAGGUUCUGCAACAGACCAAGUAAGUUAGAUCCGAACCCUGUUGAUCUAAAGACGGUUAGAUUGCCUUCCAAGUUUAGGUUGAAGAAACUCCUUUGUCGAGUCGAAUCAUCUGAGGUUUGCUUUGGAGAUGGUAAUGAGAAAGACACAAACCCAAGUGAGAUAGAUUUAGAUUCGCUCCCUUUUGAUCUAAAGAUGGUUAUACUUACUAGAUUGUCUGCCAAGUCUCUUACGAAUUUCAAACGCGUCUCUAAAAUGUGGUCUUCCAUCAUCGGAAGCCAAAGAUUCAUCGAUUCCUUCUUCACUAUGUCCUCGAAGCAAUCACGAUGUCCUAAGUUUCCUGUUAACACUCGAUUCGUGGGAUACGAUCCGAUUGAUGAUCAACAAAAAGCAUUGUCUGUAUCUGUGCCGUCGAGAAAGAGAAAUCUAGAGCACAAGGUCUUAACACUAGGGGGAGGUGGUCAAGGAUGGAGACACAUUGAAGUUACCAAUGCGCCUUUUAGCCCGGUAACUGUGGGAGUAAGCAUCGAUGGUUUUGUCUACUAUGGUGCUUAUAGCCCAACCCCACCUAUGAAUCCAGUUUUGGUGUGUUUUGAUGUUAGGUCUGAGAAGAUAAGUUUUAUCAAAGCUCCUAAUGAUGUUUUACAAUGGGGUUUUGAUUUAUGGAUUCUAGAAGACGUUGAGAGACAUGAAUGGUCAAAGCAAACAUGUGUGUUUCCCUCCUCUGUCGCGUGGGAUUAUGUUGGGGAUAUCCAAAUGUCUUUUCCAGGCACCAACAAGGCUGGAAUUGGAGACGAUGAAGAAUUUAGGCGCUGUUCCGGAUUCGUAGACGAGGGUGAAUGUCAUGUCCGCAUCGCACCUCAACAUGUAGAGAGUAUUGCCCGUUUUAAGGAUCCUAUCAUGUCAAGGAUCCUAAUGUAA
Arabidopsis thaliana (thale cress) is the source of this 1449-nucleotide messenger RNA. RefSeq names its product F-box associated ubiquitination effector family protein. The coding region runs from base 1 to 1449 and encodes 482 amino acids. The record is from RefSeq and is marked reviewed. NCBI's taxonomy places the organism in Eukaryota, Viridiplantae, Streptophyta, Magnoliopsida, Brassicales, Brassicaceae. The transcript has 5 exons.